UGUAAAAUAUUAAAACUAAAAUUAAAAAAAAGCUAUUUUGUAAAAAUAUAUGUUUAAUCUUCCCUGACCAGAACUCUCUGUAUUAUGUUGGGGUGUAUUAGACGUUUGCUCCAUUCCAUGUAUUAGUGAGAGCUUUAUUAAACACAGUUUAAGCAGUUUAGUGAGGAACUUUAGCCGGCUCAAACAUUUUUGCUCUGUCGUCUGUAAAUUGCAAUUCUAUUUUCCCCAAAUGUUUAAUUCUCUGUUUUUUUUGUUUUUUCCUUCUAGAUUGGAAGUAAAAGUGAGCCUAGCAUUCACAUGUCCACACUUCACCGCCCGUUAGAAUGUUCUUGAAGAAUGUUCCACCUGUGGUUGCACUGCAGACAGAAUGGAGGCCUUACGGGCCAAUCAGAACCUUUAGCCUUCCUAUAUGCUUCACUGACUCUGAAAGUGAAUUAUCAACCACUGGCACACCGAUCCCAGAUAAGGUCCAUAUGAUCAUAGAAAGCCUGAGAAGCACUCAAUCCUCUAUUGAUAUGAACAAUGACUACAAUGACAGUAUGCAGGGAAAUCAUGUCAGAGCGAAAUGCUCUGGUGGGCCAACAGGUCGUGAAACACAAGAGGUGAGUGAGAAGAAAGCCAUGGAAGACGCCAAGCCAGCCCUGCUUUCUAAUUCGGACACAGCAGAAUCUCUGGAUCAAGAUUCCGAUAGUGAUGACUCCGUGGACAGAGACAUAGAAGAGGCCAUUCAAGAAUAUUUAAAAAAGAAAAAUGAUUACAGAGCCCAGUCCAUGCAAAAUAAUGCCCCAUGUGACAAAAUGGUUAACCGAAACAGUGUGGUUAUUAGGGACCGUGCUCCUAAGAAAAUUGAAAGUGCCGUUCUUCCAGUUAACGCUGCUAAAAAGAAGGAGGAACCAAGAGAUCGCCUAAGAUUAAAUGCCAGUAAGAGACCAAGGUGCUCCUCAUCUUCCAGUGCAAGCAGUGAUGAUUCUUUUGACCAAAGUAUUCAGGAAGAAAUCAAACGCUUUUUGACUGAAAAGAAGGAACAUGCAGGGGAAACGCACAUCUCCAAAAAGCCAAAAUCCACACCGCCUCCUGUUAAAAAUGAGAAACCAUCAGCUGAAGUUUCUUUGCACUUUAAAAAAAAUGCUAUCAACAGAACCUUUGUAUCUAGCAAUACUGCUGCCACUCAGACUACAAGAGGUCCCAGUGACAAUUUUCAGGUAUUUUGCAAAGUGGAAGAUAACUUGUCAGAUUCCAGCAGCGAUGAUGGAAUUGAAGAAGCUAUUCAGCGUUACCAGCUAGAGAAACAGAAAGAGGGAGACUUAUUCAAGUUCUCAGGAUCAACACAAACCCAGCCCAGUUUGGAUUUGUGUGCAGCUCCUAUAGUUAAGCAUCAGAAGAUAUUGAGCAGGAAAAAGAAACGGAGUGGUUCCAAACCUGCAGCGUCAACACACAACAUAAGCAAAGACCUGGACAUGGAGGAAGCCAGAGGAAAUGUUUUUCCUUCACCUGAGAUGAUCAGAUUUGAGCCUACGCUUCCUCUGAAGGGAAAUACAUCUGCUGAACUGAUGUGUGCAGAGGCCAUUUUGGACAUUUCCAAAGCAGUGCUGCCAGCCACAAUUCAACCUAGUAUAAUUGUUACAAAAGCCUGCACAAACACCAGUCCGCUUCCCUCGGGAGAUGUGCCUUAUUGCUUGGAGAACAGUGACAGCAGUUCAGUGGACAGUGACGACGGCAUAGAACAGGAGAUCCGUAAUUUCCUGGCACUUAAGGCGCAAAUGAACAGUCAGCCAGCCAGCACUGGCAGCCUUGUACACAAACAGGAAAACAUUUGUGCACUGCAGCAGAAGAAGCUCCCCCCUUCCCAAAAAAAGAAACUAAGCCUCUCUCUUUCACGUAAAAGAAAACUCAAAGAAGUGGAAAGUGUCGCACGAGAAGGAGUGGCACAAGAAAACCACAUAAAAGAACAACGGCAAGUAGAGCCUGUUGCAGCGUCUGAUGGAAGCAGCGGUGCCACACUUCAGACCACAAGUACAUCUGCAGAGUUGAACGAAGCUCCUGAUAUGCCUAACAGAGAAGUUGAUGUGGACCAUCAGUAUAACUCAGUUAAACCAAUGGAGAUCAAUAGUUCAGGCACUCCUGGGAAACUUGGGAAGGAAUCCAUGCAGUUUGAGGACACAGAAAGGGAACAAACUGGCGAUAAGAGCAGCUCACUGGACAGCGAUGAAGACCUGGAUUCUGCUAUCAAGGAACUUCUAAAAACAAAGCGGAAAGUAAAAAAGAAGACUAAGGAUUCAAAGGCGAAAUGUAAGAAACGUGUUAGCUUUGGAGGUGUAGAAAUGUAUCCAGUGGACAGCCUAGAGACUGUAAAGCACAAAUCUGUCACUGAGCUUCCACCAGGUGCUAACCAAAGCAGUCCCAAAAGCUACAUUUCAAAAAGUAGCAGUAGGAAUCUAAAUCAGAAAUUGAGAAGGAGUAAUUUAAAAAACGAAAAGAAGUCUAAAGCUUCUGAUCAGUCUAAGCAUGUUCCUGGAUCAAAAGGACAAAGCACUCUUGACAACUCUGUAACUGGCAAGGAUCAUAAGGUAACGGGGCCCAUGGAGCGCAUUGUUGAAGAUACCAGUUCAGUGGAUAGUGACGAUAGCAUUGAGCUAGAAAUCAGGAAGUUUUUGGCUGAGAAGGCAAAGGCAUCUGCAAUGGCCAGCAAGCAUAAAGAGGAACAGAAAGAAACCUGCAGCAGAAUAUCCAGUGAGGCGAGGGAAUUAAAGUUGGAACCUGAGCAUGCUCAGCAGAUUGGAAUCUCAGCAAGUGUUGGGCUUCACAGUGGACAGAGCAACCAAGUACAGCCUGGCAGUGAGUCUGACCAAAUUAGUGCUACAGAUUCCCAGGAAUUCAUUGUGCGGUCAGCUGAAAAGAAACCACAAGUCACUGUGGCUUUAGGCAAAAAUGCAACUGUUAGUCACUGGGUAAAAAAUGUGGAUGAGGCCCUGCAAAGACACAGCUUUGAGAAAAAGAGCUCUCCAAAAAGCACCAGAGACAGUUUGAGGAGUACUUCAGCUGAGCAGAGAGGUCUUGCAGAUUCAAGCCUCACCACUGCAGAAAACAACAUUGCAGAUUUGAAGGAUGUGGACCUGAACUCCAAUUCACAGGCUUGCCAGGAAACACUGGCAUCAGUUGGAGAAGAAACAUUCCAGAUCAGAGCUGUAAUUUCUAGUGAUGUUGAGGGGGGACAGCAGCAGAAAACGUCCAGCGAUUCCAGUUUAGGUUCAUGCAAUCAUCAUGGAAAAGUCAGGCAGUCAGAUAAGUUUAGACACCAUGUCCCAGCUGAUGAUGACGUUGGCGCCAGGAGUUUAAAGUCAGGGUGUGAGAAGGGGGAAGAAGUAGAAAAUCGAGAGAGAGAGUUUUCCAGUGCGGAUGUGAAAUCAGUCUAUUCAAAACACUCCAGUGUGGGACAUAUGUCCCCGGAAAAGAGACAGACAAGAGAGACAGACAGUGUUAGUUUACAAAGCUCAGUUGUGGAAAAUACAGAAUCCAAUGUGAUGAAACAACCAGUAAAUGCUGUGCAGUUCACUAGACCCAGGCAAGGAAGAGCUGAGGACAGUGAGGACCAUUUGUCUGACAAAGGGCUUUACAGCUCAGAAAGCAAAAAGAAAGCUAGAGAGUGUAACACUGAAGAACAAGAGGCAGGAGAUGUAGGCUUAGAUGAGACUUGCCUGGAAUCAGAUGAUGACCAAAGUGAGAUAGUUGCAAGGGAGAGAUUAAAAGGGAAUGGAAAGCAGUCUACUUUGUGAGUAUAGCUUAUAACUUUUUUUCUGUUUUGGAGUUUAAUGACUGAUUUAAUGUGCCACAGAAAUUCCAAUAGUUUGAUAGGUUGCAAGGGAUUCCAGAAUUGUUUGAUCCAGAAGGUGAGCACAGUGAAAUACUAGUGCAAAGUGCAAAAAAAAAAAAAAAAAAAAAAAAAAACAUAUUUUU
Polyodon spathula (Mississippi paddlefish) is the source of this 3954-nucleotide messenger RNA. RefSeq names its product protein phosphatase 1, regulatory subunit 26 (gene ppp1r26). Gene Ontology annotation, biological process: negative regulation of phosphatase activity. Gene Ontology annotation, molecular function: protein phosphatase inhibitor activity. The record is from RefSeq and is a predicted model, not a curated record. Lineage: Eukaryota; Metazoa; Chordata; Actinopteri; Acipenseriformes; Polyodontidae. The coding region runs from base 324 to 3773 and encodes 1149 amino acids. The transcript has a single exon.